This is a messenger RNA of Aspergillus sclerotioniger CBS 115572, 924 nucleotides long. RefSeq lists its product as uncharacterized. NCBI's taxonomy places the organism in Eukaryota, Fungi, Ascomycota, Eurotiomycetes, Eurotiales, Aspergillaceae. The coding region runs from base 260 to 526 and encodes 88 amino acids. The record is from RefSeq and is a predicted model, not a curated record. The transcript has 4 exons.
CCUGAACCUACACUGCAACCCUCGGGAUCGUCUGUCCACGGCCUUCCUUAUCCCCUCGACCCCAGCCCGGACCGGCAAGUAGGCUAGUACUUCCAGCUCUCCUCCAUCAGCGACCGACCGAUCUCCCAUCCCACCUUUCCUCUCGGAUUGGAUUUGCGCCUCCUCACCUCCGGCCCGCGCACCCGUCACACUCACCCCCGAUUACCUCCAACGCACCCACUCACACACCCACCGGUCACCACCCCCAACCCAUCCCAAAAUGAAGCCCGUCGUAUCCGUCCUAAACGCUUGGUCCUGCGUGGUCAUCUCCCUCUUCGCCAUCGUCAUUCUCUCCGUCCUGGGCUCGCUAUACAAGAGCGAACAUCCCUCCUUCACCGGCUCCGAAGGCGAACCUGAAGAUGGCGCCGCUGUCGCGGGAUCGAUUUUCACGGCUGUGCUGGUGUAUCUUGCUUUCUUCGUCUUCUGUGGAUUCCAGGCUUAUCUUCAUAUGAGGAGUCGAAGGGGUGGAGCUAUAUCGUUGAGCUAGAUCACACCUUACCAUGCUUUGUUCGGGACUGAAAUUCGUCGGAUUGGAUUGGAUUGAUUGCUGUUAUUUGCGGAUGUGGUGUGGGUUGCUACGAUAGAGAUGUGAGGGUUUGAUUGAUGGCGGUGGAUGGGUCUGGGAUGGAAUACUUCCACUUCCUAUUCCUAUGUGUUCUGUUCUAUUCUGAGCAGGAGAUGAUGCGAUUGAGAUUGAGAUUGAGAUAAGAUGAGAGAUGCUGUCUGCGUGUGCUGUGCAACGUAGGAUCAUUCUCUCGCCGUGGUGCUGGGAUUGAAUGAAUGGAAUUUAUUCGCCCUAUUACUAGCUUUCAGUUUAUUUUGGAUUAAUAUCUUGUAUCGCUUAAGUGUAUUAGCGUACACGGUUGAGUUGCGGGUUGUAUAUAG